AUGGUGUGCGCACUGAGCCUCCUGGCGCCCCUGCUGGGCCUGGGGCUGGGGCUGGCCCUGAGCCUGGCGGGGACGGCGGCUGUGGACUGUGGGCCCAUCGGCCCGGCCGAGCGCCUGACAUUCGCCCCGCACCCAGAGCCCGGUGACUGGCCCGUCCGCCGCGCGCCGGGGCCCCUGGACCCCCUCUAUGGCACCGUGCGCCGCUUCCUCUCCGUGGUGCAGCUCAACCCCUUCCCUUCAGAGUUGGUCAAGGCCCUGCUGAAUGAGCCGUCCUCGGUGAAGGUGGAGGAGCCUCUGAUGCCCCACUGCCCAGCCCGGGUGGUGCAACACAGGGCGGGCUAUGUGGUGUGCACUGUGAUCGCGGGCCUCUACCUCCUGGCAGUGCCCACCACCAGGCUCUGCUUCUGUUGCUGCCGCCGCCACCAGCACUGUGGGAGCCGCGUGAAGAUGGAGCACAAGGCCAUGGACUGUGAGCGUGGGACCCACCUGGCCUUCCUUCUGCUGACCACCCUCGUGCUGCUGGUUGGCGUCAUCUGUGCCUUUGUCACCAACCAGCGUGUGCAUGAGCAAACGGGACCCAGCAUGAAGGCUGUGCCUGAAACCCUGCUCAGCCUCCAGGCUCUGGUCUCCAAUAUCCCCCAGGAGCUGCAGGCCAUGGCACAGCAGUUCUCCCUUCCCCAGGAGCAAGUCUUGCAGGAGCUGGAUGCACAGCAGCAGCUGCGGGACCAGCUGGAGAAGCCAGCGCCCCCCGCAGAGCCCAGUGCCAGGGACUGGGGAGGCAGGAUGGAUGGUGGGGAGGGCCCUUGGGCUCCUGGGGGGCCAGCACUGCAGACUGCCCUGUGCUUUCCGGGUGUCAGUGAAACCAUCGGGACCAUGAUUCACACCCAGCUCAGGAGCACCGUGUACCUGGCACUGGCCUCUGAACCAGGUGUGGGUCUCUCAGCCCUUUUGGACUCCACAGACCAUCUCCGAGCUCUGAAAGCCACCUCGGUGGACCUGCGAGAGGGGCUGCAGGACCUGGAGCCGGCCAUCCAGGGGCAGCAGGAACACCUCCUGACCCUGCUGCAGGAGCCCAGGUGCCGGGGGAACUGUGCAGGGGCGCUGAGUCGGGCCUGCGUCCUGGAGCUGGGUGCCGACUUCAGCCAGAUUCCCCCUGUGGACGAUGUCAUGCAUCGGCUGAAGUGUGUCCCUGAGGCCAACUUCUCCAGCAUGGUCCAGGAUGUGAAGGUGGAUCUUUCCCUUGGAGGCAAAGACAGGGAAGCAGGAGUCUACGUCAUCAAGGCUUCUCCAAUGCGCUGCCGGCUCCGGCCCUGGGCUGUGGAGGAAGCAGCUGCUGUCCAGAGCGAUGGGGCUGAGGACCUGGGAGGAACCAGAGGCCCUGCCUAUGGGACUGCCAAGCAGGAGAUUUAG
This is a messenger RNA of Cynocephalus volans (Philippine flying lemur), 1410 nucleotides long. Its product is annotated as prominin-2-like. Gene Ontology annotation, molecular function: cholesterol binding. The record is from RefSeq and is a predicted model, not a curated record. NCBI's taxonomy places the organism in Eukaryota, Metazoa, Chordata, Mammalia, Dermoptera, Cynocephalidae. Gene Ontology annotation, cellular component: cell surface; prominosome; microvillus.